Knipowitschia caucasica is the source of this 2496-nucleotide messenger RNA. Lineage: Eukaryota; Metazoa; Chordata; Actinopteri; Gobiiformes; Gobiidae. The record is from the annotation of a GenBank genome assembly.
AUGCGGCCGUGGGCGGGGUCGUGGCGGUGGAUUACCCUGGUGCUCCUGGCCUGGGGGACCUUGCUCUUCUACAUCGGGGGGCACUUGGUGAGGGACAGCGAGCACCCGGAGAGGUCCAGUCGAGAGCUCUCCAAGAUCCUGGCCAAGCUGGAACGCCUGAAGCAGCAGAAUGAAGACUUGCGACGCAUGGCGGAAUCACUGAGGAUACCGGAGGGACAGGCUGAGGUGGGCUCUCUGGCUGCUGGACGACUGCGCUCUCUGGAAGAUCAGCUGACUCGAGCCAAACAGAAAAUCCACAGCUUUCAGAAACUCACGGGAGACGGCCCAGGUCCCACUCAGGAGGAGCUGCGGAGGCGCGUGGAGAACGGGGUGAAGGAGUUCUGGUACUUUGUCCGCAGCGAGGUGAAGAAACUGGCCAUCACCGAGGAGAGCGAGAGGCCCAAGUACGCGGAGGUGCUGCUGCAGGACAUGGGCCAUCAGGAGAGAUCCAUCAUGACAGACUUGUACUACCUCAGCCAGGCCGACGGAGUGGGCGACUGGAGAGCCAAGGAGGCCAAAGAUGUGUCCGACUUGGUCCAGAACAGAAUUACCUACUUACAGAACCCUCCUGACUGCAGCAAGGCCCGGAAGCUUGUGUGCAACAUCAACAAGGGCUGUGGCUACGGCUGCCAGCUGCACCACGUGGUCUACUGCUUCAUGAUCGCCUACGGCACCCAGCGCACGCUCAUCCUGGAGUCGCACAACUGGAGGUACGCCCCCGGAGGAUGGGAGACCGUGUUCCUGCCUGUGAGCAACUCCUGCACCGACCGCUCCGGAGCAUCCACGGGACACUGGUCUGGUGAAGCCCAUGACAAGGACGUCCAGGUGGUAGAGUUGCCCAUCGUGGACAGUCUACACCCUCGGCCGCCCUAUCUGCCCCUGGCCAUUCCUGAAGACCUGGCUCCCCGGCUGCACAGGCUCCACGGCGACCCUUCCGUCUGGUGGGUCUCUCAGUUCGUAAAGUACCUGGUCCGACCUCAGGCAUGGCUGGAGAAGGAGAUCCAGCAGACCACAGCCAAACUGGGCUUCAAGCAUCCCAUCAUCGGGGCAGGGGCCGUGGUGGAGGCAGGGGCCGUGGUGAAGGCAGGGGCCGUGGUGAAGGCAGGGGCCGUGGUGGAGGCAGGGGCCGUGGCGAGGGCUUCUGUCAUCACUGUGUGGAGAGAAUGGAUUCUUUUUCCCGGAGCUCCUCACCCCUCCAUCCUCAUCCCUCACUCCCCAUCCCCCUAUCCACGCGCCCCCACCUCACCCCUCACUCCCCAUCCCCCUAUCCUUGCCCCCUCCAUCUUCACCCCUUACUCCUCAUCUCUUGAUCCUCACCCCGUGCUUACUCAUCCCUCCAACCUAAUCCCUCACUCCUCCAUCCUCAUCCCUCACUCCUCCUCCCCUCCAUCCUCAUCCCUCCAUCUUCAUCACCCCCUCCAUCCUCACCCCUCACUCUUCACUCCUCCAUCCUCAUCCCUCACUCCCCAUCCCCCUAUCCACGCCCCCCCACAUCACCCCUCACUCCUCAUCUCUUCAUCCUCACCCCUCAUUCCUCCAUCCUUCUCCCUUCUUUACCCAUCCCUCCAUCUUCACCCCUUAUCCCUCCAACCUCAUCCCUCACUCUUCACUCCUCCCUCCUCAUCCCUCCAUCCUCAUACCUCACUCUUCACUCCUCCAUCCUCAACCUUCACUCCUCCAUCCUCAUCCCUCACCCCUCAUUCCUCCAUCCUCAUCUCUCACUCCUCCAUCCUCAUCUCUCACUCCUCACUCCUUCAUCCUCAUCCCUCACCCCUCAUUCCUCCAUCCUCAUCUCUCACUCCUCACUCCUCCAUCCUCAUCCCUCACUCCUCCAUCCUCAUCCCUCACCCCUCAUUCCUCCAUCCUCAUCUCUCACUCCUCACUCCUCCAUCCUCAUCCCUCACUCCUCCAUCCUCAUCCCUCACUCCUCCAUCCUCAUCUCUCACUCUUCACUCCUCCCUCCUCAUCCCUCCAUCCUCAUACCUCACUCUUCACUCCUCCAUCCUCAACCCUCACUCCUCCAUCCUCAUCCCUCACCCCCCACUCCUCCAUCCUCAUCCCUCACCCCCCACUCCUCCAUCCUCAUCCCUCACCCCUCACUCCUCCAUUCUCAUCUCUCACUCCUCCAUCCUCAUCCCUCACCCCUCACUCCUCCAUCCUCACCCCUCACCCACCCUCAUUCCUCCAUCCUCAUCUCUCACUCCUCCAUCCUCAUCCCUCACCCCUCAUUCCUCCAUCCUCAUCUCUCACUCCUCCAUCCUCAUCCCUCACCCCUCAUUCCUCCAUCCUCAUCUCUCACUCCUCCAUCCUCAUCUCUCACUCCUCAUCCCUCACCCCUCACUCCUCCAUCCUCAUCCCUCACUCCCCACUCCUCCAGCCUGGCCCCCUCCCUCCUCAGCCUGUGUGCUUGUAUUCGCCUGCAGCUCUGGCUCUACCCGUCUCUUCUCCAUGAUUUGA